AUGGCUCGCAUCUUCAUCACGGGCUCAAGCGACGGAAUCGGCCAAGUAGCCGGCAAAAUCCUCGCAGAUCAAGGCCACUCAGUUGUGCUACACGCACGCAAUGCAGAUCGCGCAGCACACACGAAAAAGGCCGUUCCAAACGCCGAAGCAGUGCUAGUAGGCGACCUCCGCUCAAUCAGCGAAACAAAGAACCUAGCCAAAGAAGCCAAUAACCUAGGCAAAGGCCCCUUCGACACAAUCAUCCACAACGCAGGCAUAGGUUUCGGCGCAACAUCCAGCCGAGAAAUAACCGCUGACAAGAUCUCGGCUGUUUUCUCUGUCAACACGCUCGCGCCAUACAUCCUUACCUGUCUUAUGGACAGGCCGACAUCGCGGCUGCUGUUUAUGAGCUCUGAUAGUCAUUACGGGGGUGAUAACUCCAUGCGUAAUAUUACGCAGUCGCAUUCGUAUGGUGAUAGCAAGAUGCAUGAUAUGAUGCUUGCUAAUGCGUUUGCGAGACGGUGGGGUGAGGACAUUCAGGUUGUUAGUAUGGAUCCCGGUUGGGUGAGGACUAAGAUGGGUGGUUCGAUGGCUCCGGGAAGUAUUGAUAAGCCAACGAAGGCUUUGGCUGAAUGGGCUUCUGGAAAGGGGCAUUUGGCCAGCUUGAAGAGUGGCACUUUCUUUAACCCUCGGGGCGCGGACUCGCCUGACCCUGCUGCUGGGGUUGUGGCUAAACAGGAGGAGCUGCUGAAGAUUUGUAAGGAGGUGUCUGGGGUUGGAGUACCAGGUGAAUAA
Messenger RNA from Penicillium antarcticum, 774 nucleotides. RefSeq lists its product as uncharacterized. NCBI's taxonomy places the organism in Eukaryota, Fungi, Ascomycota, Eurotiomycetes, Eurotiales, Aspergillaceae. The transcript has a single exon. The record is from RefSeq and is a predicted model, not a curated record. The coding region runs from base 1 to 774 and encodes 257 amino acids.